AUGCUCGCAGAAACUGCAUCCCUCCUUUCGUUCUACCCCAGCCCACCAUCUUUGGAAUCCUCAGACGCAUCCAWCACUCUCUUGGACACCAACUACUUCAACAUGGGUGCCAACACCAACACCGCCAUGGAUGGCAUCGGUGUUCUCAACUAUCAACGCGCCAUUGACAUUGCACGCAACACGGAAGGCGACCUUGAUCYGACCGUUUCAGCCUAUCUCGAAGGCGCUGUUGCAGACAUAUGGGCUCGCAUCAAUCUCGACUCUAGCUGCUAUGUCAUGACAAAGGACGAGUUCGCCGUCUUCAACUUUUACCGGAUUCGAUACCAGGACAACGAUGUGGCAGAGCAAGCCGUUGCUCGAUUCUGGGCCAACACCCACGAAGACGUUGGUACAUCAGCCUGA
Messenger RNA from Ramularia collo-cygni, 402 nucleotides. RefSeq lists its product as uncharacterized. NCBI's taxonomy places the organism in Eukaryota, Fungi, Ascomycota, Dothideomycetes, Mycosphaerellales, Mycosphaerellaceae. The record is from RefSeq and is a predicted model, not a curated record. The transcript has a single exon. The coding region runs from base 1 to 402 and encodes 133 amino acids.